Messenger RNA from Peniophora sp. CBMAI 1063, 1788 nucleotides. The record is from the annotation of a GenBank genome assembly. NCBI's taxonomy places the organism in Eukaryota, Fungi, Basidiomycota, Agaricomycetes, Russulales, Peniophoraceae.
AUGGACACAGACAGCCAGUUGACUCUGCAGGAGCCCGAUGCAGCAGGCGCGAGGACUGGACAGAAAGACAGGUUCGAGACAUGUACCUCGGCUUUAAUCUGGCAGUCGGGGCUGGUCUGGCGUUCGGGGGAGUUUGUCGACCUAGGCCUCUCGGACGACGCUCGCUCGCUCGUACAUACAGGCAAGUUGCUCAGCCGCCCCAAGAGAGGGUUCGGCCAGACACACAAAUGGACGGAGCUCUUCGUCCUUCUCUUCGACAAUUAUCUGGUCAUCACUGAGCCUCGUGAGGAAUACGGUCUCAUCAAAUACCACGUCACACGUCAUCCCAUACCGCUCGAACUCUUGACGACGACAAACAUCGCGCACCCGCCGAUUCAGCGCGGUGCCGGUGAGCCGAGUCCCAAAGUACUGGCUACUUUAGGCAGCCGGCUCCGUUCCGGCGACGACACUCUUGUAUAUCCGUGGGAGAUUACCCACGUCGGCCGAGGUGGACCGUGCGCCCUUUUCGCGCAGAGUGAAGAGGCGCGGGCGCAGUGGAACGAAAGGCUGUCCGAGGCGCAGAGCUUGCGAAUAGCUACUCAGGAAAGGAAGAAGGUUUUCGAUAUCAAGCCGCUGAGCGGCGACUUAGGCGCCGGCGCACCUAUCACCGGACGAGUGACGUGCAGCCUAGCAUUCAGUCCCAAGGCAGAUGAGCGCGUGCAUAUCAUCUUUGGCGGUGACGAAGGCGUCUGGACUGGCAUUCAAGAUGAUCCCUCGAGCAUCCAUCGCGUCCUCAACGUGAAGAUGGUCACACAAUGUGCCGUUCUCGAGGACUUUGACGUGUUCAUCGUCUUGGCAGAUGGAGCUCUAUCUGCAUACCCUCUCAAUGUGCUCGUUCCAAGCCGCUUGCCCCAGAACGACGUAACUUUCGCGCCGUUGAGGCUGGGCGAGGACAAGGUUGUGUGCUUCUCUGUGGGUCAAAUACUCGAUCGCACGCUCCUGGUGUAUGCGUGGAAAAAGAGACAUGGCAGCACAUUCCGCGUCCUCGAAGCCAUUCCGUUGAAAGAGACUGCAUCGCUGAUGAGUGCCAUCGACGGCGGUGCUCAAUACGGACUGGACGAGCGCUGCUUUCGCGUGCAUAGGGAUCUAUCCUUCCUUUCAAUUGCCGACUGCUAUGACUUGAUGUUCGCACAUGCACGCGUCGCAGUGUUACACCAGAAGGGAUUCCAGAUCGUGGAUCCACUCGUGGGUGACCGCAGUGUCACGAUCCCGCUAGGCCCACGCGACAAGAUGGACAAGGAACUCGCGAAGCGGUGUGACACCUGUCGGCCGUUGCAGAUGUUGAGGACGAGUAGGAACGAGUUUCUACUCUGCUACGAAGAGUUCGGACUAUUCGUCGACCGUGACGGCGACCCUGUGCGCGACAAGCCGAUGAUGCACUGGCAAGGCAAAGCAGAGCAGAUUGCCUGGCACCCGCCUUAUGUGGUCACCUUCAACAACCGCUUCAUUGAAACUCAUAAUGUCGAGACCGCGCAGCUUGCGCAGAUCCUUCGGGUCGAAAACACGCGUGUAACAUGGGAUGGACGGGGUACUGCACGGCCGUCGCCGAAAGCGCCCGCUGAGGGUCGCGCGUGGGGGUUCGAUUCCCAAAUCCGCAUACAUGGCGUGAGGCGUCAUGCACCGCCUGAGUCCUCGCCUGGCCCUUGCGCGGUCCCUUCUGUGCCAGAUGCGCAGUACGUCUUUGCGCUCGUACCUAGAGUCAGGGAAAGGCGUGAAGGUGAAGGGGCGUCGUUUCGUGUAAUGCUCUGA